AUGGCACCACCAGCAGGCCCCAGGAGGAAAAGACAACCCCAAGUGGAAGUUGAGGAAGAAGAAGAAGGAGAAGAAGAAGAAAUGGAAACUGAGGAAAAAAUCAAAGGGGGUGAAAAGUUCAUGAACCCUAAGGGGACAUUUUGCCAAUAUCCCCCAGAUGACACCGAGCCACACCCCGGGAUAGGGAAAUCUGCCGAAAUUGAACAUGCAACUAAAUGCUUCCUUAAUUCACAACACAGGAGCAUUUACCAUCCAGUGACACCAAGUCUUGUAUUCUUGUGCUAUCUGAUCCCUGGACUGUGGUCUGCAUUCAGAGAAGCUGGUGUUCCAACAAGUUCAUACUUUGCUGCACCAAUCGGAGGGAAAAUUGAGACAACUGGGUCUGCGCAGAUCAAGAAAAGAAUAAAGGCAUUGUUUGUGACAUUGGGAAAACCAACACAUGCAGAGGCAGCAAAUGCUCUUCAACUCUUCCCUCCAACUGCAGCAAUAGAGAUCAACUCUCAACCAUGGGCUAGGAAUCUAAUUCUGGGUUUGUUGACCACAACUUUUGAGUCACCCGGGAAAGAGAUGAUGGCACAGCUAUCAAUGAUUGCGGAGCAUGCACAGAUGACAACCUACUCCACAAUCAAUUCAUAUCUCAACCAAUGCAUGGAUGCAACAAUAGCUCUCCCUGCUGUUGUGAAGGAAAUUGAGGAAUUUGAAAGAGUAACUCGUGACCUCAAAAUUAAACUCAAAAAGUUGUUCAAGUAUGCUGGAGCAAUAAGACAUCCAGAUGUAAUUCAAAUAGCUCCUAAAGCUUUUCCAAACUUGGCAACUGCUGCCCUUAAUUGGAGUAAGAGAAAAAGUACUUCAAUGGGAGCAUAUAAGUCACCAGAUAUCAUUCCUGGAGCAACAAUAACGGAGUUUGUGCUUAGUAGAGCAAGAAAGAGCCGUAUUGUGAGGUCUGGUGGUGGCGAGGAGAUGGGCUCAGCUACAUGA
Molecule: messenger RNA, 978 nt
Organism: Crotalus tigris (Tiger rattlesnake)
Lineage: Eukaryota; Metazoa; Chordata; Lepidosauria; Squamata; Viperidae
Product: endogenous Bornavirus-like nucleoprotein 1
Source: RefSeq, a predicted model, not a curated record